CCAAAUUGUAGCUAACAAAAGAAAGAACAACGAAUCACUCGGUAGUCGUGCAAGUGACAUCACCGCCUCCACCACGACUCCUAUUCCUUUUCUCUCUCUCCCUGGAAAUUCGGUAUUCUUUCUCUAUAAAUAACCCAGCAGAUGCCUUCACUUGUUUCUCAUCGUCUUCAUCAACACCACGCUCCUCUUCCCCUCCUACAAACAAAUUGUAAAACUAAAAGGAAUCGGAAUUUGCAGGUCACAUUUGUGUCUACUCCAACCUCUUCAAAUAUGUCUGCGAAUUCCAAUUCUUUAGAAAGACGUUCUAUUUCUAGUCUCGCACCACUUGAAGCAAUACUAUUUGACAUCGAUGGGACACUAUGUGAUUCAGAUCCACUCCAUUUCCUUGCAUUCCAGGAUAUGCUUCAAGAGGUGGGUUUCAAUGGUGGGGUCCCUAUCGAUGAAGAAUUCUUCAUUCAAAAGAUUGCUGGGAAGCAUAAUGAUGAUAUCGGUGUAGUACUCUUCCCUGAUUGGGAACCGGAGAAAAGCCUCAAAUUCUUGGUUGAAAAGGAAGCCUACUUCCGCAGGUUAGCUGCUGAAAAACUAUCACCAGUUAAGGGACUAUACAAGUUGCGUAAAUGGGUCGAGGAUCGAGGACUUAAGCGGGCUGCAGUAACAAAUGCUCCAAAAGAAAAUGCUGAGCUUGCAUUGUCAAGCCUCGGCAUAACCGAGUUCUUUCAGGCUGUCGUGCUUGGUGAUGAAUGUGAACGAGCAAAACCGUUUCCAGAUCCUUACCUAAAGGGUCUUAAACUACUAAACGCUUCACCUGAUCAUACUCUUGUAUUUGAGGAUUCUGUAUCAGGGACAACAGCUGGUGUUGCAGCUGGAUUACCAGUGGUGGCUUUGACUACUGGGAAUCCUGAACAUUUACUUCGGGAAGCUGGUGCAUCCUUGGUUAUUGAGAAUUAUGAGGACCCAAAACUGUGGAGUGUGCUAGAAGAGCUAGAUGCACUAGCAGCUAAACUUUAAGUCGCAACUUGAAACGGUAUUUUAUCAUUUUAUACCCGUCGAAAAGUGAUAUAGAAAUUCCAACAAGAUCAUUGCGUUGCAGAUUUGUGUUUCUUGCAUUUCUGUCUCAUUUUAAUCUAAAGAGGGUCCAAACUUCAAACACGUCAUUUAAUCAACACUUAGCUGGUUAUGUUUGUAAAAUAUAUUGAUAUUAUCUCUCUAUAUAUAUCUAAAUUGAUCGUCAAGUAAACUGAAUUCAGCUUUGAUAUAAGCUGCAAAUGCUUAUUUUAGUUAACUGAUUCUAGUA
This is a messenger RNA of Papaver somniferum (opium poppy), 1294 nucleotides long. RefSeq names its product haloacid dehalogenase-like hydrolase domain-containing protein Sgpp. The coding region runs from base 142 to 1008 and encodes 288 amino acids. The record is from RefSeq and is a predicted model, not a curated record. The transcript is spliced from 5 exons. Lineage: Eukaryota; Viridiplantae; Streptophyta; Magnoliopsida; Ranunculales; Papaveraceae.